AUUUCAAGAAAAUGGGAACAGUCUCGCGUGCAGAAUAUUUAAAGAAAUACACAACAGAUUCAUCAGAAAAACCAGAAACUAAAAAAUCAACAAAUUUAUUGGAGUGUCAGGAAACUUCUCAAUCAUACGAACAAGGCCGGGAUGCAGAAACUCGCAAGCGAGUGACAGGUUUUAAUAGAGGAAGAAAAGGUAAACGAGAAGAAGAAAAUUCUGAAGAAAAAAAAGCUAGAGAAGCAAAACAAGCAGAAAUGGAGAAAAAAUAUUCGGCUACCCUACAACUCAUCCAAUCCUUAACUCAUCUAACACUUAACUCAUCCACACGGCCAAAAACGCUCAACUCAUCCAAUCCUCAACUCAUCUAA
This is a messenger RNA of Meloidogyne enterolobii, 362 nucleotides long. The record is from the annotation of a GenBank genome assembly. NCBI's taxonomy places the organism in Eukaryota, Metazoa, Nematoda, Chromadorea, Rhabditida, Meloidogynidae.